This is a messenger RNA of Paraphaeosphaeria sporulosa, 3605 nucleotides long. RefSeq lists its product as uncharacterized. Gene Ontology annotation, biological process: mitotic chromosome condensation. Gene Ontology annotation, cellular component: condensin complex; condensed chromosome. Lineage: Eukaryota; Fungi; Ascomycota; Dothideomycetes; Pleosporales; Didymosphaeriaceae. The record is from RefSeq and is a predicted model, not a curated record. The transcript is spliced from 3 exons. The coding region runs from base 49 to 3384 and encodes 1111 amino acids.
CAACAACGCAUCCCGCCACCACCGCGACCGGACACGCCCGAAUACACGAUGCCGGGACGAACCGCGGCGCGCUCGACACGCUCAGCCCGCUCUUCGGCGGCGACGGCGACGGCGACAACGACGCGCAGAUCCACCAGAGGACGCAGCUCCGCAGCCAACGUCGAGAUACCAGAUGAGGGGCUGGAUAGUUCGCUACGCACCGAGAUCAAUCACAUCUUUGACGAUGCCCAAAACACGACAGCAACGCAGCGGAAGCUGCAGACCAUGCUGCGUAAGAUCCAGGAGCGAUGCUGCUACGAGCAGGACGAAAGCAGGAACAAGAAGAAGGCACAGGAGGAGGAGGAACAAUUCGAUGAGCAAGACUUCAACACCGCGGUCGUGCGGUGCCUGUUGAGAGUUUUGAAUGUGAAGAAGGGAGUCCAAGAAGGGGACCGCGUCAUCAGGUUCUUGGGUCUGUUCGUCAAGAACGCGUUCGAGAAGGACCGCCAAAUAUACCAAGGAGACGCUGAAGACGGAACGGAACUGCAGUCGCCCGAAACCCCUACCAGCCGUCUCGUCGAGCUGAUUAUUCGGACGUUACUUGGCAUUCUCUUUCCCUUGGAAGGCAACCCUGUAUCAAACAAAGUCGUUCACUUCCGAGCCACGCAAGCUCUGGCACAUAUCGUCGGCCAGUUAAGUACCCUAGACGAUGACCUCUUCGCGUUGUUGCGAGUCUGUCUUAAGAAAUUGUCCCGGCACAAGGAAUCAUCGGUCCGCGUGCAAGCAGUGCUGGGUCUCGUUCCUCUCAUGAACAACGACGAAGAAGAAGAAGAUGAAGACGAUGAAGACAUCACCAGCAACAUUUUGGAGAGGCUCCUCGAUAUGAUGCAAAAUGAUCCAAGCGCCGAAGUCCGACGUGCUAUCCUCCACAACAUAGAUCGAAGCAAAGAUGCGAUACGCUAUAUAUUCGAACGUGCUAGAGAUGUGGAUCCGAUGGUCAGGCGAAUAGUCUACCGCACGGUCCUUCCAAGUCUAGGUGACUUCCGGUACAUGAGGCUUGUUGAGCGAGAAAAGCUCCUUCGAUGGGGCUUACGUGACCGAGACGACAUUGUGCGAAAGUCUGCCGCCCGUGUUUUCUGCGAUAAGUGGCUCGAGGACUGCGCCGCUGGGUCCGAUCCUCGUCCAAAGGAAGAGCAAACCCGGCCAGCCCCGCCUAACCUUGAGGCCGUCCGGGAACUUCUGGAGCGUAUCAACGUGGUCGACUACGCAGCCGAGGACGGCAUUGCGCACGAUGCCAUGCAGCACUUUUGGGAGAUUCGCACAGACUACCGCGACUUCAUCACGUUCGAUCACGAGUUCUGGAGGGACAAGCUAGACCCAUACAAUGCUUUUAUGGCACGUAGCUUGAUGGACUACUGCAAUAGCCUCGACGACAAAACCGACAUUGCCCUGAAGCAAGACCUAGAAGACAAGUUCCCUACGACGGCGCAAUUUGACUAUAUUGUCAAUAAGCAUCUCAACGAGCUUCUCGACACCAUCAGUCAAUAUUAUGGCUCUGGCCUCCCGGAAGAUGACUCCGAGAUGCUGCAGCUCCACGACGACAUGAACGACAAGGAGUUCACGGUGGAGCAGCUUCUCCACAUUGCUCUCAGCCUCGACUAUAGCGAUGGUGUUGGGCGAAAUCAGAUGAUGAACAUGGUACGCGAUGUUCUGUCUAGAGCUGAGCUUCCGGAAGGAUGUACCAAGCUAGCCAUUCAAGUUCUACGCGUCUGUUGCGAUACGGAGUCCGAGUUUUGUCAGCUCAUUGUCGAGGCCAUCGCCGAAGUCAAAGAUACCCUGAUGGCCGAUGACGCCACCGUCACAGGUGACGACGAUGACGAGAGUUUUCAUUCGGCGCAGUCCGAUGUCGAGAGCGACAACGGUAGAGCCGGACUGAAGAAGGCUAAGGCCACGAAAGAACUGGACCCUGAAGAACAGGCAAGGCGACACGAGCUUGAGGUUAAUGUAUACCUGAAGUGUCUGGAUAUUGCUCAGAACAUGUUGCAAACCGUCGUCACUACUGAUUUUUCAAAUACUUAUCUGACAAACGUCCUGAACACUCUUGUUGUGCCGGCCGUACGUCAACAAGAUGCUAUGAUCAGAGAGCGCGGUAUCAAUUGUCUUGCCUUGGGUGCCAUUCUCAGCGAGGAUCUUGCAAGAAACAACAUUGAGCUUUUCAUACAUUGUUUUACCAAGGGCCACGAUGCACUUAAAGUGAUUGUUAUACAAGCGUUGGCCGAUAUUGUAUAUCAGCAUAGAUCCCUUCUCAAGGAAGAACCAGCAGAGGACGGUUCCGAGCCGGUACCGAACGAAUACGUCAAGAAGGUCGCGAAGAGUGUCCUCCUCAAAGGCAUCAGAUCGGACAACAACGAAAUUAGCCUUCUCGCGUGCAAAGCCGCUUCGAAGCUUCUUCUUUUCGACUUGCUUCCCCGCGAAGAGACAGCACUGAUCUUGAGAGAAUUGGCUAUAGCCUACUUCGACCCAGACACGGCCCAGCAGCCAGGAAUUCGGCAAGUGUUGAGCUAUUUCCUCCCAACCUUCUGCCACUCGAAAAUCACCAACGCCUUGCUGAUGGCUCAAAUAUCGGUGCAGCUCUUCAGCAAGCUAUGGCAGAAGAAGGAAGAUCUGGACGAUGAUGAUGAGGAAAUGGUCGGUUGGCCAGUCAUCACUGCGCAUAUUGCAGAUUGGACAGAUGGCCGCCAGGUUGUCAAUCAGGUGCGAGUAGACUUUGACGGCAAAUCUUCCACAACACUAGAGGCUGAAGAGCCGCACAUCUGUCUCGCUAGCGAGAUCCUGGAGCAUGCACUCACCCGCAACUGUAGCAGGGACGAGAGGAAGCCUUUGCUCGCCCUGCUUACAAAGGCUUACAUUGCGCCCACUGGACCCGCCCCUGAUGAAGAGCAACUCAGCACGCUUCUGCGCCUUGUCAACGAGGCAGUAGAGAGUAAUCUAGGCGUAGACGCAACGCAGCGUAAUUUCCUGACCAAGCUUGAAACCAAUCUCACCAAGAGAGUAGGCGAGGUUGAGACAGCCACGCAGGCUGCGGAGAGUGAUGCUGAGACCGCCAUGCCAGAAGCCACAGAAGUCCCAGAGACUGCACCUGCAGAAGAGACAGCGGAAGAGACAGCGGAAGAGACGGCAGAGGAGGAAGAAGAGGAUAUCACAAUGGCUGGCGUGCAAGGAGAGUCUACCCGGAUGCCCUUGGAUCUCGAGGAUGAUGACGAUGUCGAGAUGGAAGACGAACCAAAUAAUGAUAAGCCAAUCACCGAGGACGAUAUAGUGAACAGUCUCUUGGCGAGUGAGCUUGAUGAAGAUGAGGAGGACGAUGAUACUGUUGUGGCGCCUGCGAGAACUUCGAGACGCUAGGUGCUUCCUCGUCGACCUCGUUGAAAUAUGUAUCACUGGGGGGAGGUUAUUGGCGUUUAAUCGGUCACUUCUGGGUGGGUUGGAGCCUAAUCGGCUGGCCAGGGGUUAUGAACUUAUGAAUGUAACUGUGAAGGUUGGGCAUGGUUGGAUACAUAAACUGGCAUAUUAGGUGUAUGUUCCCAGCUCGAAGGCCGACGAAUCAAUUAUCGUAAACCGCUGUA